Pseudozyma hubeiensis SY62 is the source of this 345-nucleotide messenger RNA. RefSeq lists its product as hypothetical. The transcript has a single exon. NCBI's taxonomy places the organism in Eukaryota, Fungi, Basidiomycota, Ustilaginomycetes, Ustilaginales, Ustilaginaceae. The record is from RefSeq and is a predicted model, not a curated record. The coding region runs from base 1 to 345 and encodes 114 amino acids.
AUGACGUUACGAUUGUGCAGCCAGGGACAAAGAAGAGGCUUACAGCUAUUCGCUUUUCGCUUCUUUGGCAUCGACACAAUGAAGAAAAAUGAACGAUACCUGGACGUGCGAGGCUGCGCUCUGAAUUCCGGGGUUUGCUACAGUGCACUCCGCGCUGAGACGAUACCGUGGCGGGUCCGGCUCCGAUGCUGUGCUCGGAGACGACCCUCAUUGAGGUGUCAAGUACAACGACGGAAGCAUUUUAUCCGGUUUUGCUUAGAGAAGCCAUACAUUGUACUGCAGGAACGCAGCUUCAGAUUUCUCGCCGACGUUGGAGAACGGAAAUCCGUCGACCUGUCUCGGUAG